AUGGCGGCCCAGCACAGUGAAGAUACGUCACGCAUGGUGCAAGGGAGGCGGCUCUACGGCUUGUCGCUACGGGCGAUGGAGCGGUCGCUGCUGAACAAGAAACAGCAGAAUUGGAGCAAGAUUCUGGUGGCUUCCGGACUGUUGGCAAGUUAUGAGUUACUGCUCAAUGCCGGUGAAAUUUCUAUUCUUGUUGCUGGUGGGCCCGAAAGCUUCGUUGAAGGGCACGCACACAAGUUAUUUGUCGAUUACCGCCUUCAUCUGAUAUACCCCUACAUCCAGAAUCAUAAGCGCUGUCCCUUGAGCACCCUCGAGUGGAAGACUAUUCCAUGGUCAAACCAUCCCAAAGGGCCGAAAGACAAGCUGAUAGAUAUUCUCAUUGAGAUUCCAGGGAUACUGGAAGAUAUGGGUGCUCUUGAGACUUUAUCUACUCAGCCAGAGAAACGGCACUUCUUGGGUCAGGGUCUUGAAGAAAGGGGGUUUGUCGAGGCAUAUGCUCCGGCGCUGGAACAAUUUGGCAUUCAUCAAGACGAGUUUAUCAGCUUCGUCAGGGCAACCAACAGAGCUGUUCGGGCAUCUAAAUGGCUUAGCGCAAUUCAGCUCGCAGCCGCCGGCGCACCGUUUGUACCCAAUCACAUCGCCUUAGGGGCAUCGGUGGCGGUCCAGGUAAUAGCCAGCGUAAUGGCUAAGGCGGAGACGAGGUGGAAAACGAACUCAUUCCUAGAUCGGGUCAACGAGGAAUACUUUCGGCCCCGAGGUCUCUACUGCCUGCUGAUGGCGUACACACCUAUCAAAUUGGGUGCUAACGCGCAUUUUGACGUUGGCGAAGCUAUACCCAGGGAACAGCCCUUGCCCUCGACGUCCUUGUUGCUGAAGGAGCAGACGGGCACGGUCGAAGGAGAAGAGAGCCUUCCGUCCAAUGUUGCCCCUUUGGUCUACCCCACAAAAUUCAUUGCGGUUCAAGAGGAUCCCAAGUCGACAAAGUCCCGAAACACAGUAGAACGAGUAACCGAGUACCUCGAUGAUCGAGCGCAAGCUCGAUACGCCAAGGAAAGCAAAGGAGACGUCCUCUCGCAACCAUCCCCGCCAUCGUUCAAGCAUUGGCUCCUAGACCCAAACCAUCCGGCGACCAAUGGCGGUCUGCUUGGCUUGAUUUCGGGAGGCUACCUGACGCCCAAUGCCGACAAGGCCAAGCAGCGUAUGCAGUCAUCGCUUGAUGCCCAGACCCAGGCGAUUCAAAAACAGCAAGAGGCCAUGAUGAAUAGCUUGCAUCAGCAGCUAACGCUAAUGAACCUCCCUCCAGAACAGGAACGGGCAUACAUACAGCAGUACAAGGAUGCCUUUCAACUUCAGGAGCAGCAGCUGGCCCAGCAGACAAAACUGCUAAACAGUGGAGCAGGCCAUGGGCGCCGCAUAUGGACGUUGUCAUAUCUGAUGAUUGUUGAAAUACCAUCCGAUGAACAGAUUGCAACGGCCUGUGAAAGUCUCAAAGCCUCGGACGGCAGACAGUUCGGCCCUGAACUUACAAUGCAGGCUGUGGAAAUAGGUUGA
Messenger RNA from Exophiala bonariae, 1548 nucleotides. RefSeq lists its product as uncharacterized. Lineage: Eukaryota; Fungi; Ascomycota; Eurotiomycetes; Chaetothyriales; Herpotrichiellaceae. The record is from RefSeq and is a predicted model, not a curated record. The transcript is spliced from 9 exons. The coding region runs from base 1 to 1548 and encodes 515 amino acids.